UACACGUGACCGUGAUCCAACGCGCGUUCGCGCGCUUCGCUUCGGUACAAGGUCGUUCUAACUUCUCCUGUCCUCUAGCCUUCCCUGAGCUUGAGCUUGUGGCCCCACUUCUCUAACAAAUCAAACUGUGCUGACUUCCAAAGCUUGUCAGCGGAGGAACUGGUCUCUUUCUCACACCGAGAAGUAGGGCAUCUACACGAAAGAAAUGCCGUUGAUACGCAUAGAAGUCAGUGACUUCAAGUCAUAUAGAGGCCACCAGACCAUCGGGCCCUUCACCAACUUCACCUCCGUUAUUGGGCCCAAUGGCGCGGGAAAGUCCAACCUCAUGGAUGCCAUCUCCUUCGUCCUCGGAGUGAAGAGCGCGCAGCUCCGAAGUAGCCAACUGAAGGACCUCGUGUACCGCGGUCGCCGUCUUGCAAGGAGUGAUGAAGGGGAAGGCGAAGACCCAGAGGAGGAUGAAGAGGAUGAAGAGGAGGGAGAAGGAACGGCUAAGAAGGCGUGGGUGCUGGCAGUGUUCCAGGAUGCGAGCAAGAAGGAAUGGCGAUUCCAAAGAACUAUCACGACCACGGGCGCGUCCGAGUACAAGCUCAACGGCCAAGUAGUCACCUACUCAGCAUACAACGCUGCACUUGUCUCGCACAACAUCCUCGUUAAGGCGAAGAACUUCCUCGUCUUCCAGGGAGAUGUCGAGGCAGUCGCGUCGCAGUCGCCAAAGGAACUUGCCAAGCUCAUCGACCAGAUCAGCGGCUCUCUGGAGCUUGCGGGCGAAUAUGAGAAGGCGAAGGAGGCUCAAGAACGCGCGACGGAGAAUGCGACAUUCAACUUCACCAAGCGCCGCGGUAUUGCGGGCGAGAUCAAACAGUACAGAGAGCAGAAGACGGAGGCAGAGCGUUUCGAAGCUCUGGGCCAGGAGCGUGACGAGCUUGUACUUCGACGGAUUCUCUUGAAACUCUACCACAUCGAGCAAGGACUUCAGGAACACGCACAGACGAUCAGGACCCAGAACCGGACGCUCGCCGGGCUCCGCGCAGAGCAGCGUAAGCAUGAGGGGGAGCUAACAGAAGCCCGUGCCGAACAAGCCCGCGCUCGUUCAAGCGUGAUGCAAAAGGAGAAGAGGAUCAAGAAAGCGGAGAAGGCGCUGGAAGGCAGGAAACCAGACCUCGUGCAAGUAGAGGCUCAGAUUAUGCACUCCGAGCGGAGGCGAAACAAUGCAAUCCAGGAGAGGGAAAAGGCGGAGCAAGCAGCGGAGAAGCAGAGGGAGCAGCUGCGAGUGCUGCAGGCCGACCUGGAGCGGGUGAAGAAGGCCGCGGACGAUGCCACAGAGGUGCAACGGAGGGCUGCUCAGACCAACUUGUCGCUGAGCGAAGAAAGCCUCGAGGAAUACCGCCACCUUAAGGCGCAGGCGGCUGUUCUCGCCGUCGAGGAACGACAGUCGCUCGAGACGCUUUCUCGAGAUGAGCGGACCUCUGCGCGCGCAUUGGCACAGCUCAAGGAAAGGCAUGAGGGGCAGCAGGAGAAGGCGGAAAGGCUCAGGCGCGAUCGGGACUCACAGACCGAGAAACGCCAGGAGCUGGAAGAAAGGAUCAAGGGGCUCCAGGACGGCCUCACGAACGCCAAGCGGGAGCUGGAGAAGCAGCAGUCCGAGCGCACUAGGAUCGCAAACUUGGAGAAGGAGAUUAACGAGAAGCUCGUUGAUGUGCACAACAAGCUCCUGCAGGCGGGUGUAGAUCAGAAGGAGUCUGAGCGUGAGGCGAAGAUGAAGGAAACGCUGUCGAAUCUGCAGAGGAUCUUCCCUGGCGUCCGUGGCAGGGUGGUCGACCUGUGCAAACCUACGCAGAGGAAGUAUGAGACAGCGGUCUCGGUUGUCUUGGGAAGGAACAUCGAUGCUGUGGUCGUUGAUGAAGAGAAGACCGCCAUCGAAUGUAUCGAGUAUAUGCGCAUACAACGAGCCGGUCAAGCAACAUUCAUCCCGCUCGACACCAUCCAGGUGAAACCGAUUAAUGACAAGUUCCGUUCGUUCGCGAAGGGCGCCCGCCUCGCCAUCGACGUGAUACAGUUCGACCCCGCCGUUGAGCGUGCCAUGCACCAUGCCUGCGGAAAUGCGCUGGUGUGCGACAGCUACGAGAUUGCGGCUUAUGUUUGCUAUGAGAAGAAGCAGGAUGUUAAGGCUGUCACUCUGGAGGGAACGAUCAUCCACAAGACUGGUAUGAUCACCGGUGGUCGUAGCACCCAUGGGAAUGGCCGGAAAUGGGAAGAGAAGGAUGUGCAAGGCAUGCAGCGUGUCCGCGACAACCUGCUCGGCGAACUCCGGGAGCUCAACAAGUCUAAACCUCGCGGAAAGGCUGACGAGAAUAUGGAAUCGGAGAUCAGCAGGCUCGAGUCGGCUUUGUCCGUCGCGAAAGACGACUUGAAAGCGUGCCAACUACGCUUGGACGGCAUCAAGGAGGAGCUCAAGCACGUGGAGAGGGAGAUUCGACGUAUCGAGCCUGAGCUCCGUAAGGCUCAAAGAGAUUACGACUCGCUGAAGGAGAAGAUCGACGAGUUGGCAUCGGUAGUCAAUGCUGCCGAGGACGGGGUCUUUGCCACUUUUUGUCGUAGUAUUGGCGUGUCCAACAUCCGCGAAUACGAGGAGCGGCAGCUCAAGGUCGCCACGGCAGAGAGUGAGGCUCGAUUGCAGUUCGAGAAACAGAUCGCUCGCUUGACACAUCAAUCGAAGUUCAUCGAGGAACAGUUGCAGACGACUGAACAGCGUGUUCAAACUAUCGACACCUUGAUCACGACAGAGGAUGCUAACAUCGUGAAGUACCACGAAACGCAGGAGAACAUCCAAGUGGAGAUCGGGGAAGCAGAAGAGGCCAUCGCCACCUUGCAAGAGGAAAUGAAGGAUCUCAAUGAAGCCCUCGAAGAGAAGAACAAAGUCGUGGAACAAGUCAAGCGUACGACCUUGAAGUCCUCCAAAGCUUUGGAUCAAGCGUUGAAGGAGAUUGCCACUAGGAAUGACGAAAUCGAGAAGCUGGGUCUCGAACGCUCGACCAUAUACCGUAAGUGUAGGCUGGACGAGAUCCGGCUACCUCUCGUCGAAGGCAACUUGAGGAAUGUUCCCAUGGAGGAGAAUCUGCGUGAAGAGGUCGCUAUGGACGUUGACGAAGAUGAGGAAGGGAGUCAGCACGUCAAGCGUAUCCCCGACUAUGGCAUCGAGGUUGACUUCGACAGCCUUGAAGAUGACGAGAGAGAGGAAAAUCCCGCAGAGGCCUUGGCAGACAUCGAUUCGCAAAUAUCUAAGGUCAACUCCGAGAUCGAGCGCCUAGCCCCCAACUUGAAGGCAAUGGAGAGGCUCGACGAUGUCGAGACGAAGUUGAUGGAGACAGAGAGGGAGGCAGAUAAGGCUAGGAAAGACUCCAAGAAUGCCCGUGACCACUUCAAUGAUGUCAAGCGCCGCCGCUGCGACCUCUUCAACAAGGCAUAUAACCACAUCUCUGAACGAAUUGACCAGGUGUACAAAGAUCUCACCAAGGGCAAGGCAGCGCCAAUGGGAGGUGUGGCAUAUCUCAGUUUGGAAGACAGUGAAGAACCAUACAAUGCUGGUAUCAAGUACCAUGCCAUGCCACCUAUGAAACGUUUCCGAGACAUGGAUCAACUGUCCGGAGGCGAGAAGACCAUCGCUGCACUUGCCCUCCUGUUCGCUAUUCAUAGCUAUCAGCCUUCGCCGUUCUUCGUUCUCGACGAAGUUGAUGCGGCAUUGGACAACACGAAUGUGGCGAAGAUCGCAAACUACAUCCGCUCGCACGCUUCGGAGAAGUUCCAGUUCAUUGUCAUCAGUUUGAAAGGCUCGUUAUAUGAGCGAAGCAAUUCUCUUGUCGGCAUUUAUCGAGACCAAGAUGUCAACAGUUCGCGCACGCUGACUCUCGAUCUGACUCAAUACGACGAGUAGAUAUCCAGUCUCGCUAUCGUUGUUGCUUGUUGCUUUGGUGUUGCAGUUGUCAAUGUGUUGUUCUAGUAAUGUGAUGUGAUGUACCAUAAUCCAGAAUGUAGCAGUAGCAUAACCAUAUACAUAAUAUUAACGAAG
Rhodofomes roseus is the source of this 4066-nucleotide messenger RNA. RefSeq names its product cohesin complex subunit psm1. Gene Ontology annotation, molecular function: protein binding; ATP hydrolysis activity; ATP binding. The transcript has 23 exons. Gene Ontology annotation, biological process: sister chromatid cohesion. Gene Ontology annotation, cellular component: cohesin complex; nucleus; chromosome. The coding region runs from base 206 to 3931 and encodes 1241 amino acids. Lineage: Eukaryota; Fungi; Basidiomycota; Agaricomycetes; Polyporales; Fomitopsidaceae. The record is from RefSeq and is a predicted model, not a curated record.